AUGCUCACUCUUCUUGAUCUACCAAUAGAAAUACGAUUCCAGAUCUACCGUGAACUCGAACUAGGUCGCCGAGAGCCAAUCUCAUUGGGUAAACAAUUUGCCGCUCUGGCAGCCUACGACUAUCCACCUCAACUUCUUCAGAUAAGCCACCAAGUCUGUCAAGAGGCUCGUAUGGCUUUCUCCGCAACCUCUAAACGUCCGUGGAAGAUCAACGUGAUCGCGAGCAUCGACGCGAAGCUGUCUUUACCAGAUGUUCUACCUGAUGGUUUGGCGCAGUCAGCCCACAUUCAAUUCAACUUCGAAUUCCCCCACGAACGCGGUCCGGUAGGCCUAGUCUAUAUUGGAUUCGGUAAAUUCAGGCCUGUCCAAAGCCAGCCAAGAAGGGAGACCCUCUUCCAGGCUGUCCAUCGAGUCGAGCGUGGCAUCGACGAAAUCUGUCGGAGGCUCGCGGAAGUCCCGGUCAAGCGCGACAUGGAAAUCUGCUGGUCUGAUGCCGGCGAUGUCGCCGAGUGGGAGACCAAAAAGACCGUUCUGCAACCUUUUUCUAGACUGCGAAAGUCAUGUUCAUUCCGCCUUGGCAAGGUUUUGGUUUGGGAGGGCGUCUCUCGUCAGGAGCUCGCUAGCUACUUGAAAAGUGUUACUACUCGCGUGCCAGAACUGACAGGAUCUAAGGAGCCGGUGGAGCCAAAGAUAAUCUCGAAAGAUUUAUGA
Molecule: messenger RNA, 711 nt
Organism: Letharia columbiana
Lineage: Eukaryota; Fungi; Ascomycota; Lecanoromycetes; Lecanorales; Parmeliaceae
Exons: 1
Coding region: 1-711 (236 amino acids)
Source: RefSeq, a predicted model, not a curated record